This is a messenger RNA of Cricetulus griseus (Chinese hamster), 4481 nucleotides long. NCBI's taxonomy places the organism in Eukaryota, Metazoa, Chordata, Mammalia, Rodentia, Cricetidae. The record is from RefSeq and is a predicted model, not a curated record.
GACUUCAUUGACCUAACUAGAGAGACCAGAACAAGGGCAAAAGAUCGUAAUGGACUCUGUGUGAUUGAUCUGACAAGAAAUGAGGAAGAAAACAGACCUAUUGCCACUCUUGACUUGACUUUAGAACCUGUAGCUUCCUCCCAGAAGGAGCCACCCAAUCUUCAGACAUGUACCAGUCUUUCAGGCAAAGAGGUGAUGGAAACACCUGGAGACAUAGGCUCUCAGUCUGCAGCACCGAGAAUCGUCAACAAUGAUCCUGUAGAUUUGGAUUUGUUGGAGGAAAACAUGUUUGAAGGUUCUCGACCCCCUCCAUCUAUCAACCAGGACUCUGUUUAUCCACCAGAGCCAAACUGUAGCUCGAUCACAUACAAAGGUGACCUCAGCUUCUUGACAAGCCUACAGCUCUCUUCAGAUGUUAGCUCCUUCUCCUCAACAAGCAAUAACAGUAGCAGCAGCAAUCAGAGGUCCUCUUUACCAUGCCCACAGCAAGACAUGCCUUGCCAACCUCAAGGCUUGCUAUGCCCACUGCAAGCCUUAUCAUGCCCACUAAGAGCUUCGCCAUGUCCACCACGAGCUUCCUCAUGUCCGCCGCAAGCCUUGUCAUGUCCCCCGCAAGCUUCCUCAUGUCCGUCACAAACUGUGCAGUGCCAACUCCAAGCCUUGCCUCAUCCACCUCAAGAAGUGCCAUGCCCUCCUCAAAAUGUGCCAUGCCCUCAGCAGAAUAUGCCAAGCACACGUCAGAACAUAUCAUGGCAUCCUCAACACCCAUUAUACCCACCCCAAGAUACUCUGGGCCUACCUCAAGAUGUUCCAGGCCAACCUCAAAACCUGUCAUAUCCACAGGAUGUGCCACAACUGCAAGACAUACCAUGGUCCCUGCAAGACAUGCCGCUGUCACUACAGGAUGUGCUGCAGUCACUGCAAGAAAUGCCACCACUACUGGGAGAUGUGCCACAGUCACCAGAAGUGAUGCAGGUACCAGGAUAUGUGACACAGUCACCAGAAGUGAUGCAGGUACCAGGAGGUGUGAUACGGUCAUCAGGUGUAGCUCAGUUGUCAGGAGGUGUGACACAGUCAUCAGGUAUAGCUCAGUCGUCAGGAGGUCUAACACAGUCAUCAGGAGGUCUAACACAGUCAUCAGGAGGUCUAACACAGUCAUCAGGAGGUCUAACACAGUCAUCAGGAGGUCUGACACAGUCAUCAGGAGGUCUAACACAGUCAUCGGGAGGUCUAACACAGUCAUCGGGAGGUCUGACACAGUCAUCGGGAGGUCUGACACAGUCAUCAGGAGGUGUGACACAGUCAUCAGGAGGUGUGACGCAGUCAUCAGAAGGUCUGAUACAGUCAUCAGGAGGUGUGACGCAGUCAUCAGGAGGUGUGAUGCAGUCAUCAGGAGGUGUGACACAGUCAUCAGGUGUAGCUCAGUCAUCAGGAGGUGUGACACAGUCAUCGGGAGGUGUGAUUCUGUCAUCGGGAGGUGUGACACAGUCAUCUGGAGAUGUGACACAGUCAUCAGGAGGUGUGACACAGUCAUCGGGAGGUGUGACUCUUUCAUCGGGAGGUGUGACACAGUCAUCGGGAGGUGUGACACAGUCAUCAGGAGGUGUGACGCGGUCAUCAGGAGGUGUGACACAGUCAUCAGGAGGUGUGAUGUGGUCAUCAGGAGGUGUGACUCUGUCAUCAAGAGGUGUGACGCAGACAUCAGGAGGUGUGACACAGUCAUCAGGAGGUGUGAUGCAGUCAUUGGGAGGUGUGACGCCGUCAUCGGGAGGUGUGAUGCGGUCAUCGGGAGGUGUGACGCCGUCAUCGGGAGGUGUGACGCAGUCAUCGGGAGGUGUGACACCGUCAUCGGGAGGUGUGAUGCAGUCAUCGGGAGGUGUGACACCGUCAUCGGGAGGUGUGAUGCGGUCAUCGGGAGGUGUGACGCCGUCAUCGGGAGGUGUGACGCCGUCAUCGGGAGGUGUGACACCGUCAUCGGGAGGUGUGAUGAAGCUAUCAACUGUGUCACAGUCAUCAGUAGAUAUGAUGCAAUCACCAGGAAGUGUGUCACAGUCAUCAGGGGAUGUGAUGCAAUCACCAGGAAGUGUGCCACAGUCAUCAGGAGAGGUGAUAGAAUCACCGGGAGGUAUGUUACAGUCACCAGGAGAGGUGAUGCAGUCACCAGGAGGUGUGUUACAGUCACCAGGAGGUGUACCACAGUCAGUUGGAGAUACACCGCACUUACCAGAUGUGUCGCACUCAUCACUAAGGUUGUUGAACUUAGCAAGAGACAAGCCAAAGACUUCUCCAGAUGAAGUGCAGAAUCAUGACACUCCUAUGGAUAUUUCUGCUCCAUCCUCUCCGAAUUGCUCUACCAACCCACAGUCUGAAUUUUCCUUAGAAAAAGUUCCUUGGCUCUCUGCCACGGACAGCUUAGCCAGAAAAGAGAGAUCAUUGCCACAGCUUGCCAACCCUGGGCCUGCCCAGAUACAAGGACAAAUACCACAAGUUGGGGUAUACAACAGACCUUGCCUGCAUAGACUGAAAUACUUCUUACGACCUCCAGUACAUCAUCUUUUCUUCCAGACAUUAAUACCUGAUAAAGACACACGGGAGAGCAAGGGUCAGAAAUUAGAACCCAUCCCUCAUCGAAGACUAAGAAUGGUGACAAACACUAUUGAAGAAAACUUUCCUUUGGGGACUGUGCAGUUUUUAAUGGACUUUGUCUCACCCCAACAUUACCCACCCAGAGAAAUUGUGGCUCACAUCAUCCAGAAAAUCCUGCUCAGUGGCUCUGAGACUGUGGAUGUCCUCAAGGAGGCCUACAUGCUUCUCAUGAAAAUUCAACAGCUGCAUCCAGCCAAUGCCAAGACAGUGGAAUGGGACUGGAAACUGCUUACCUACGUCAUGGAGGAAGAGGGACAAACUCUGCCCGGACGAGUCCUCUUUCUACGUUACGUAGUACAGACCCUGGAAGAUGACUUCCAGCAGAUCUUGAGGAGACAGCGGCAGCAUCUACAGCAAUCCAUUGCAAACACCGUUCUGUCAUGUGACAAACAGCCCCACAAUGUCAGAGAUGUUAUCAAGUGGCUAGUCAAAGCAGUGACUGAAAAUGAAUUAACACAGCCCCAAGAUGGUACUCAGACUUCUUCAGGAACAGGAGUCAUGAAAGCUGCCAGCGACCACCUGUCUCCCCAACCUAACCUGACCAGGAACACCAAUCAGCUGGUUGUGUGUCAGCUGCAGAGGAUGUUGUCCAUCGCUGUGGAGGUUGACAGGACUCCUACCUGCAGCUCCAAUAAAAUAGCUGAGAUGAUGUUUGGGUUUGUGCUGGACAUUCCUGAGAGGAGUCAGAGGGAGAUGUUUUUUACUACCAUGGAAAGCCACCUUCUGCGCUGCAAGGUGUUAGAGAUCAUAUUCCUCCACAGUUGUGAGACACCCACCCGUCUCCCCUUGUCUCUGGCCCAGGCCCUCUAUUUUCUGAACAACUCCACAUCACUGCUCAAGUGUCAGUCAGAUAAAAGCCAGUGGCAGACAUGGGAUGAGCUGGUCGAGCAUCUGCAGUUCCUGUUGUCCAGUUACCAGCAUGUGCUGAGAGAGCACCUACGGAGUUCAGUGAUUGAUCGAAAAGACUUGAUCAUCAAAAGAAUCAAGCCCAAGCCCCAACAAGGAGAUGACAUCACAGUGGUGGAUGUGGAGAAGCAGAUUGAGGCCUUCCGCAGCCGCCUGACCCACAUACUGGGAGAACCCCUGGUCCCCCAGCUCCAAGACAAAGUGCACUUGUUGAAGCUGCUACUCUUCUAUGCUGCGGACUUGAACCCUGACACAGAGCCUGCCUCACAGCACUGAGGCAGCCAGACUUGUAAGCACUGAGUACCAAGAAUACCUCCGGAUUGUCGCCAGCUACUUAGAAGCUCUGAAGUGGACUAUCAAAGGACCAAACCUAUUUAUCUGUAGGCUGUAAUCACUUUAUAACUCUUCUUCAGUAGAUCUUUUUUUUAUAAUCCUUAUCCUAGCAUACUCAAAUGUGUCUUAAACAUACAAGGUGUAUAUAUUUUUUAUUAAAUUAUUUAUCUAUGCUUUUGAAACAGGCAAUACGAUAUUGCACUAUAUGUCCAACAUUUCCAUUCAAGAUGUGAAAGACCCUCGGCUAAACCAUCUCAUCAGUGUUACAUCUGUCAAGGUACUAACGUCCUGUUUCUGGAAAGACAGUUUUUCCUGAAUAGAGCACAUUCUAUAUUAGACUUUUCAUAUUGCCUAUGAUAUGACUCUGUGGUCAGUUAAUUAAAGCUAAAAAACAAAGCAGGCAAAGAAACAAAGAAUAGAGCCUGUUAAUGAAGCAUCUGAUGUCAAAAAGAUAGCACAAAAGGUACUAAGUUUACAAUGCGCCAGACUCCACUACGGGGCAGGCAGAGUGGACAAGAGAGAACCAGGAUUGAGAAAGUAGUAAAGAUUUUUAUUGUCAAUACAAGAUAACACAAAUAAAUUAAUUUUUACAACAA